This is a messenger RNA of Fonsecaea nubica, 1656 nucleotides long. RefSeq lists its product as hypothetical. The transcript has 2 exons. The coding region runs from base 1 to 1656 and encodes 551 amino acids. NCBI's taxonomy places the organism in Eukaryota, Fungi, Ascomycota, Eurotiomycetes, Chaetothyriales, Herpotrichiellaceae. The record is from RefSeq and is a predicted model, not a curated record.
AUGGGUUCAGAAUCGGAAGGGGUCCAAUCGCCAAUUGUGACCCUGCCGCAAGGAAAGCUGAAGGGUACCGUGCAAACAGAUGGAUUGCCCCAGCCGGUCGAAUGUUUCUUGGGUUGCCCAUACGCGCAGCCUCCAGUGGGAGACCUCCGCUUUCGACCCCCUACUGCCCUCGAGCCCUCGAUCGAGACCUUUGACGCUUCGAAUUAUGGAAAGGCCGCUCCGGGAAACCCUUUGAUUCCUCCUCGCAUCCCUCUCGUCUACGGCGAGGACUGCCUGACGGUCAACAUCUUUAGACCAAGGCUGAAGCACGCUGACCGCACUCUGUUACCAGUGCUCGUCUACGUCCAUGGAGGGGCGUUCAACCGGGGUAACUCGUCCAUGCAGAACACCGCAUCCAUGGUGGCAUGGUCGGAGCAGCCUUUCGUGGCCGUGUCUUUCAACUACCGCGUGGGGGCACUUGGGUUUCUCCCAUCUAGGAGAUCUGCGGAAGAAGGUAUUCUGAACUUGGGGUUCCAGGACCAAAGGUUCCUGCUCCAUUGGGUUCAGGACAACAUUCACGCAUUUGGUGGGGACAAGAAUAAUGUCACUCUGAUGGGACUGUCUGCCGGCGCAAUUGCUAUUGGACACCUCAUUCUUCACUACAGCGAUGAUAACCCCGGUCCCUUCCACCGAGCAAUCAUCCAGUCUGGAUCUGCCACGACGAGGGACUGUCGACGUUACGACGCCGACGCGAUAGAACGAUACUUUCAAGACUUUCUCGCCGCGACGGGCUGCCGACAAGAUCUUCCCGCGGCCGACACGUUCGAGUUCCUCCGCAAGCUGCCCCUCUCGGUAAUUUCUGCGGCCCAAGAUACCGUCUUCGACAAGUACAAGGCUACGAUGCAAUGGGCCUUCCGGCCCGUCAUUGACGGCGAUAUCAUUCGCCAGGCCCCGACCGAGAGCUGGCGCCAGCGAAAGUACUACAAGAUUCCCAUCUUGACCGGGUUCUGUUCGCACGAGGGAUCGUUGUAUGUGGACAAGACUCUGUCCAACCCCGAGCAGUUCACACAGUUCAUGCGCGUGCUGCUUCCCAGUCUGCCUGACGAGGAUAUUGCCCAACUGGAUGCGCUCUAUCCGGAUCCAUCGACCGGCGAUCCCACGUACCAGGAUGAGCGUGUCAGCACUGUCGGUAUCGGGCCGCAGUUCAUGCGCACAGAGGCGGCGUAUGGCCAAUUUGCUCUCAUCGCCCCGGUUCGCCAGACUGCACACUACGCCUCGUCCCUGCCGGGCGCACCGCCCGUGUACCUCUACCACUGGGACGUGUGGACGACGCUGCUCAACGGUGCCGCGCACGCGGACAACCUGAAAUACGAGACAUACGACCGGGAAACCACGUCACUCUCCGAGGCGCAAAAGGAGGUCUCGGGCAUGUUCCACGCCUACCUGACGAGCUUCAUCUGCAAUGACGGCGACCCAAACAAGUUGCGCGGCAGAUACAAGCAUCGACCAGAGUGGAGGCCCUACACCCCCGAUCAACCGCUCACCAUGGUUCUGGGAAAGGGAAAUAGAGAAUUAGUCGGCGGCGACGGGGGUAUACCGGCCGAGCUGGUCCACGAGACUUGUUAUGAUGAACAGUGUAAAUUUUGGUGGGAAAGGACGCCCAUCACGCAGCAGUAG